UGCCGCCGCCGGUCUGGGGCUGAGCCGGGCUUCCCUCGAUCCUAACUUAGACAGCGCCUCGGAUCAGCCUGGACCUCCUGACCUGCAGCUACGGAAUAGGGGCAGAAGGCGGAGGCUCCAGUUCAGCCAUGGUGGACUGAAACUCCGGAGAGUUUCCUGUCCGAUUGGAAGAGGCUGCCUCCCUCCACCCGUCCAGGGCUCCCGGGGGGUGGGGGAGCGAAGAGGAUAGCUGCUCUUUCUUUCCCGCUUUCCUCCUUUCUUUCUUGUUUUCUGUCUCUAUGGAGCAGCUAUUCCCCGCCCUCGACCAUGCCUAGGAAAGUGGGGAAUGGGCAGCUCCCUUUACCCGAUGGCUGGGAGGAGGCGAGGGAUUACGAUGGGAAAGUCUUCUAUAUCGACCACAACACCAAGCAGACCAGCUGGAUCGACCCCAGAGACAGGUUAACAAAGCCAUUAUCCUUUGCAGACUGUGUUGGAGAUGAGCUACCAUGGGGAUGGGAAGCUGCAUACGACCCUCAGAUUGGUGUCUACUAUAUCGACCACGUAAACCAAACCACACAGAUUGAAGAUCCAAGAAAACAAUGGAGACAAGAACAAGAGAAAAUGUUAAAAGAUUAUCUCACAGUAGCACAAGAUGCACUCAGCACUCAAAAAGAGCUGUACCAUGUGAAAGAACAGAGGCUGGCACUUGCUUUGGAUGAAUAUGUACGGCUGAAUGAUGCCUACAAGGAGAAAUCAAGCUCUCGUACAAGCUUAUUCUCAAGCUCCUCUUCUAGCACCAAGUAUGACCCUGACAUUCUGAAGGCAGAAAUCUCCACUACAAGACUAAGGGUUAAAAAGCUGAAGAGAGAACUGUCACAGAUGAAGCAAGAAUUACUAUAUAAGGAGCAAGGCUAUGAAACAUUGCAACAAAUUGACCAAAAAAUGUCUGGAGGCCAGAGUGGGUAUGAACUUAGUGAAGCCAAAGCCAUUGUGAAUGAGCUGAAGUCUAUUAGAAAGGCCAUAAGCUCUGGUGAGAAGGAGAAGCAAGAUUUAAUGCAGAGUCUUGCAAAGUUGAGAGAGAGAUUCCUCCUCAACCAAACAAUUGACAGUUCAGAACCAGAUUUGCGGAGCAAUCCAGCACAUUCUCAGCUUUCUCUGUCUAGGCAGACUUUGGAUGCAGGAUCUCAGACAGACAUUUCUGGUGAUGUUGGUGUCAGAAGUAGGUCCAAUUUAGCUGAAAAGGUCAGACUGAGUCUUCAGUAUGAAGAAGCCAAAAGAAGCAUGGCAAACUUAAAGAUUGAGCUGUCAAAGUUAGAAAGUGAAGCUUGGCCUGGGGUGCUGGAUAUUGAGAAGGAAAAGCUGAUGCUGAUUAAUGAAAAAGAAGAGCUUCUGAAAGAACUUCAGUUUGUCACUCCAUGUAAGCGCACUCAAGAUGAAUUGGAGCAUCUAGAAACAGAAAGGAAAAGGCUGGAAGAGGAACUAUCUGUGAAAAGCACACCUAGUGAAACGCUUACAGAGAGGUUAAAAUUGGAAGAGAGAAGGAAGAAAUUACUUAAAAAACUUGAAGAAACCACUAAACUAACUACUUACUUGCAUUUGCAGCUUAAAAGUCUCUCUGCUAGUACAUUAUCUGUGUCUUCAGGAAGCAGUCUGGGGUCCCUGGCAUCCAGUCGAGGGUCUCUGAACACAUCCAGCCGAGGAUCACUAAAUUCCCUUAGCUCUACAGAUCUGUAUUAUAACCAAGGGGAUCAAACCACAGACUUGGACUAUCAAUAUAAACUGGACUUCAUAUUGCAAGAGAAAUGUGGUUACAUUCCUUCGGGCCCCAUCACCACUAUUCAUGAAAAUGAGGUGGUCAAUUCCCAUGGAAGAAUGGGAUAUAGUGAUUCCUCUAGCUCUUUGGCUACAAGCCACGCCCCCAAAUUAACUGAACCUCCCAAAUCUGUGACAUCACUGUCUUCAAGAUCCUCUCUUUCCUCCUUGUCCCCUCCUGAAUCUCCCUUGGUUUUGGAAGGUACAUUCUCAGUGCCUCCUCAAGACUCUCCUUUGCACCAUCUCACCACAGACUUUGAGGACUGUGAUUUACCCAGUGACUUUGCAGGCCUUAGCCUUUGUGAGAACCAAAUGCUGUUGGACUCUGAAGCUAGUGCAUCUUCUCAGUCACUUGCGGAUGAUAAAGAACUCAGUGAAAGCAUUAGGCAGACCAUGUCACCUUCAAGAAAUACAGGUGUUGACUUACCAAGAAGAGCUGCAAGUCGCCUGCUUGAAAAGAAGGCAGGAUGUGUAUCUGCAGCAGUGUCUGAUGAAUCUGUGGCUGGAGACAGUGGUGUAUACGAAGCAUCUGUCAAACAACCAAAUGAUAGUGAAGAAGUUACAUAUAGUGAAGAUGAUACCACCAUUCUCGAAACGGCUCAAGUACAAAUAGGACUCAGAUAUGAUACAAACAGCUCAAGUUUUGUGAUAAUUGUGGUGCAGUUACAAAAUCUUCAUGUUCUUUCUAUACCCCCUGGCUCCAAAGUGUAUUUUAGAAUUGCUAUGCUCCCAUCUUCCACAGAUAUCAGCUGUUUGUUCCGCACUAAAGUCCAUCUUGCUGCUGAAUCUCUCUUAUUUAGUGAGAUGUUCAGAGUAGCCAUUUCCCAGGCAUCUUUGCAUCAGAAGACUCUGAGAGUGGAUGUCUGCGCCGUCAGUAAAAGUCGUAGGGAAGAAUGCCUAGCUGGAACCCAGAUAAGCUUGGCAGACUUGUCAUUAUCAAAUGAGACUUCUACUCUGUGGUAUAACUUGCUAGCUUGCAAACAGAUUUCUGGCAAAAGAAAGGAGCAAAAAGAGGAUCCUAUAUUUGUACCAAGCAGUCGGUCAUCAGGCUCCUUGGACUUGGAUGCUGUGUCGGCUUUACUUGAGAGAACAUCAGCUGAGUUGCAAGCAGUAGAACAAGAGCUGGCAGAAGAGGAGGAGGAGGGGGAGGAAGAGGAGGAGGAGGAGGAGGAGGUACAGGAACCACAGAGUGCUGAGGAAGACUGGCCUUAUCAGUUCAAAGGGAAACUUGGGUGCCUUUGUUUUCACAGGCUAGGAAUGCUGGCAGAGGCAUCUACUGAGACUGUGACAGAAGAAAAAGACAAAGAGGCAGUGGAAGAUGGAUAUGCAGAGGACAAUGAAACAUUUUGCUCUAAACUGGUAGAGGCAGAGAAAAUAAAGGAUGGGGAAGAAGACAGCCAUGCCAAUGUGCAUCUCAAUGAGCCAGCCACAGUAUUGCCCACACUGGUUGAUAAAGAAACUAACACAGAGGAUGGAACUGAGAGUGUGGCUGUCCGGCCCAAGGACAGAGCCAGCCUGAAGUCUCAACAGCAUCCCUUUGUCAGGAACAGCAUGAUUGUGCGUUCACAAACCUUUUCUCCAGGCGAGCGGAACCAGUACAUCUGUAGGUUGAACAGGAGUGAUAGUGACAGCUCAACAUUGGCCAAAAAGUCACUCUUUGUGAGAAACGCCACAGAACGGCGGAGCUUGAGAGUUAAAAGGCCGGCUUGCCAGCCCAACAUGAGAAGAGCAACACAAGAGCAUCCUGCCUGUACUUCUCUUGACUUGGAGCUAGAUCUCCAGGCCUCUCGCACACAACAGAAUCGGCUGAAUGAUGAACUGCAGACGCUUCGUGAUCUUAAGCAGAAGCUUGAAGAGGUGAAAGCAAGAGGGGAGACGGAGCUUCCAGCAUGUGUGCUAGAGGAUGAAAGAUUCCAAAAGCUCUUGAAACAAGCAGGAAAACAGGCUGAACAAUCAAAGCAGGAAAAGAAACAGGGUUUAAGUGCUGAAAAAUUGAUGAGGAAAGCUUCGAAGGAUGUGUGCCGGUUGCGAGAACAGAGUCAGAAGGUGCCGUUACAGGUGCAGUCAUUCAGGGAGAAGAUUGCAUACUUCACAAGAGCAAAGAUCAGCAUACCAUCUCUGCCAGCAGAUGAUGUCUAACUAGUUCUCCCCCCCUCCACCCCCACGAGGUGUUUUUCUACUCGUUCACCUCUUUCUCUUUUUUUUUAGAUGAAAAUUUUUGUAGUGUCAUUGCCUGGUUUUAAAACCUUCUAUUUUACAUCCAUCUAUAGAUAUUGUUUGUAAAAAUUGAGUAAGUUGUGUUCAGGUUUUUUUGGUUGUUUUUUUUAAGGCAAGAAAAAGUGUGCUCCCUCUUCUCCCCUGCCCAGAUCUUCCACACCAGAAAACCAAAGUAGAAUACUUCUGGUACACUGAUGCGAAUUUUGUACAGUUUGUAUGUAUUGCAGUUGUGCUACUAUUUUGUAAAGAUGGAUCUAAGGAACAAAGGCAGUACCAAGUGUGUAUAUCCUGUUGAACUGCACUGUGUUGAGAAAUAUUAUGUUCAACAGGAGGUUUUGUCUCACUGUUUUGUUUGGGGGUUUUUUAACAAGAGCAGACUGUGAAGAUGGCUUUUAGGCCAUGCAAUAUUUUUGUACAAAGGCAACAAAUGCAUGCUCCUCUUCUAAAACAGCAAGGCUGCCUCAUGCCAGGUGCUGUUUAGAAUUCUGUCAGCUGCAUUUGGGACUUUAAACUGAACUUUCUGUCUUUGGUAUGAAGGAAGAGGCAUGAGAUGCUAAGCUGCAAGAAUAUCAUUUUGCGAAUGUACUGGACUUUGGGCUACACUUCAGUUUUCAGGUCACCUUGCAUGUGAGACCUGGGGAGAGAAUAUUGCCCUAUAACCCUGAAAUGUGUUAAACUGAAACUACCCAAAGGGCAGCUGUUUUCUGAAACUGGACUCAGAUUCACACACAAAGUAUUUAAAGCUGAGUAGUCAAAUACUUAAAAGGUAAAACUAACAAUUGUAACAUUAUAUGUCUAGUACUACAUCCAGUAUCCUGUAGGAAUAGUAACAUUUAUAGAUUCCUAACUGACCUGUGCAAUUUCAAAGGAGUGGUUCUUAGAAAUCCAUUAUCUAAGUACCAAAUAUAUUAUUAAAAAUUAAGGAAAACCUGUGACAUGGAGCACUUAAAAUGGUGUUUUAGUAGGCUAAAGAUUAAAUACACCAGGCAGACUGAUUCCUAAAUUAACUGAGGCACAAUAAGUAUGGUCAAAGUAUGCUACUAGAAUGUAGUUUGUUUAAACAGGCAUGUGUGAUGAAAAAAGGAUAAAGACAAUAUGAAUGUGCUUGUCAGAGUCUGAAUUGGAAAAACGUUCUGGUUAGUCUUCAAAGCAGCAUGUGUAUACACAUAUACACUUGUAAGUGUAACCUAACAUGUCCACUUCCUAUGGUCUCUGAGAGUGGCUGAGCAGCUCUGAUGUCACAGUGGAGCUUACAGGCAGAAGGUUCUUCAUUAUGCCUGCUGUUGAUUUGGCUACUGUGAUGUCACAGAGCAUGAUGUGACAACCAUGACAACGUAGCGGAUUGUUCAGGGAUACUGGAAGAAUUUGUGUUCUAGCAAGAAUGAGCAACUUUUGCUAAAUUAUGGCUGCAGUUUUAUGCACACAUGCUUGGAUGCAAGCUCCACUGAACUCGGUGGGACUUAAUUUCUGAGUAUGCAUUUAUAGAAUUGGGCUGUACACCAUAUAAAUACAGCUUACAGACCAUGGGUUUUCAGAUCACAUCUUGGUGCAAAUUGGAUGGACGAUCUUUAAUGAACACAAAAACGUGACUCUUCCUGUUUAUGUAGGGGACACAUACAUGAAAAAAUGCUACAUGUGAAAUCUACCUAGAAGACAAUAAGGCUUGAGCUAUCUGAACAUUAGUCAAGCCCACUAAUACGUAAUAUUUUAUUUUUUUACCAGAAUGUAAUAGUCUUGUCGGAAGAUUAAAAGUUCAUAACUACAAUAUGCUUGUUGCCAUCUUCAGAAUCACUGCUGAAAAAAUACUGUGCCUUAAUUUAUUUUUGUAAAUUUCCCCAAGGGUUCUCAUAUUAUGCACAAGCCUUUGUAGUUAAGAUCCUUCAAGUCUUACUUCAGACUCAGAGGCAGCCAGUAAAUUAAAUGUGCCUGAUAUUUCAUAGGUACCCCUUUUUGUUUUACCUCCACUUUAGAAGUAAAAUAAACCCAUAUAUGCCAUUCAUUCUGAUGAGGUCAAUCUCUAAAAGUGAAAGUCUGAAAAUUAUUUAAUAAAGAAAUGAAGGUUGACUGUUUCAGCUUCUCAGUUUGGCAGUAUAAAAUGUUUGUAGUAUGUAUAGAGUUGUACCAUGAUUUAUUUAUUUUCAGUCUUAUUUAUGUACUGCUUAAUAUAGUUCAGUUCUGGCCAUUUAAGAUUUGCGGGUUAAAAAAGCUACUGUGAGAAAUGUAUACAGCUUUCUAGUUUCUUGACAGACAAGCUGUUUUUUAAAAUAUAUACAUGUUUAAUUUCAGAGGGAAAGCAGAAAGGCUUCUCUCUGAUAAAUUGUGAAUAUUGACAAGAAUAAUUUAGGCUGUUUGCAAAUUUUGCUCAUCUUUAAAAUUAAAGAUAUCUCCUGUGCAUUAA
Messenger RNA from Hemicordylus capensis (graceful crag lizard), 6406 nucleotides. RefSeq names its product WW and C2 domain containing 2 (gene WWC2). The transcript has 23 exons. Gene Ontology annotation, cellular component: cytoplasm. The record is from RefSeq and is a predicted model, not a curated record. Lineage: Eukaryota; Metazoa; Chordata; Lepidosauria; Squamata; Cordylidae. Bases 307 to 3930 code for a protein of 1207 amino acids. Gene Ontology annotation, molecular function: molecular adaptor activity; kinase binding. Gene Ontology annotation, biological process: negative regulation of organ growth; regulation of hippo signaling; cell migration.